Talaromyces amestolkiae is the source of this 1980-nucleotide messenger RNA. RefSeq lists its product as uncharacterized. Gene Ontology annotation, molecular function: zinc ion binding; DNA binding. The record is from RefSeq and is a predicted model, not a curated record. Bases 1 to 1980 code for a protein of 659 amino acids. The transcript has 8 exons. NCBI's taxonomy places the organism in Eukaryota, Fungi, Ascomycota, Eurotiomycetes, Eurotiales, Trichocomaceae. Gene Ontology annotation, biological process: DNA-templated transcription. Gene Ontology annotation, cellular component: nucleus.
AUGGAGGAGUUGAACCAAGGGGAUCCACGACCUGCGUGCAAGGCAUGUCGAACACAAUGUGCAUACGAUAACGACCGCGAGAAACCUGGUUUGAAGACUGGUGCGGUAGAGACUCUCAGGCGACGAGUGGAUGCUUUGGAGGACGCCAUCUAUCAGCAAGGCAGGGCUUUUGAUCAUGAACCCUCACAUGUCUGCCAGGAAAGCAGAUCUGCAGCUGCAUCUUUACUCCAGGAAGGGUUGGAGUUAUUACUAGAGAAGUUACAUUCUCAAACAACGGAAAGAACAGCCGGUUUAGAUACAUCACAUUCUACCUACGGUGUCUCUCGACAAGUUACGCAAGAGACGGAAUACGGACCACGGAUACCGACACAUAACACAGAGGCCCCAGUGUCCAACAAACGAAAGCGCAUGGACGACACCACUCUGGUCGAUACGAAUGACUGGGCCAACCUAUCCUCAACGUUACCACCGCUAGAGGUUCUAAAGUCAGUAAUUGAUACAUACUUUAAUUUAGUGCAACCAUGGAUUCCAAUACUCCACGAGAAACGAUUUCGGCAACGCUUGAAGAAUCCGGUCGAAAGACGUCGUUUAGAAGUUAUUCUCCAUGCUAUGACUGUAGCCAUGCUCAGACACAUUGAUCCACGCGAGCUUUCCGUGGAUAUUGUAAGCAUUGAGAGUAUCUGUGAGCGAGCGCGAAAAGUCGUCAUAUUGACGGGAAUGGAGGAUAUGUAUGUCGAGAAUCUUCAAGCCUUGAUUAUAGUCUGUUUCGAAGAUAUUGGUUCUGGAAGAGUCUCUCGUGCCUGGCCAAUUGUCGGCUCUCUGACAAGAACCGUUGAAUAUCUACAAUUGAGUGUCGAGUCUGAGAAUCAUGAUAAAGGCCCGGUGCUUCAGCCACGACCUUCUCUACCCUGCGCAAAGAGCUGGGUUGAAGAGGAAGAAAGGAGAAGGGUAUUCUGGACUGUAUUCAACUUGGACAGGUUUUGCUCUGUAACCACUGGAUGGAACACUAGUCUCACAUCGAAUGACGUUCAUCGACGUCUCCCUGCUGAUGGAGGCUUAUGGCACAAUGAAGAGGCAGUCACCACGCCAUUUUUCGGAAUUUGGGACAAGUCUGCUGGGAGAAUUGGCAACCUCAUUACUUUCCUCCCUACAGACUACAACGCCACAGAACCACCCCGAAGUCGAUUUCAAAGUGGCCAUUUACCGACGGUGCCUGACGAGAAAGUUGAUAUGUCGACGAUCGGUGCAUUUGCCUACAGGGUCGAAGCGACAGAAUCCUUGAGUAGGGUGACUACAUUUUUCUUGAAGCAAAAGAUCAACUAUCGUGAUCGGCAGGAGAUGGGCAGUUGGCUUAUGCGUUUCAAAGAACUGGACUUGCGCUUAGUUAGUUGGAAAAUGCUGCUACCCCAAAAAUGGAGAGAUUCUAACAUCUCCCGGCAACCGACUGUGAUUACCAUGGAUCCAAAUCUCACCCUCGCGCAUAUUACACACAAUACUUCUAUGAUUCUCUUGCACCAACGGAUUGCAUAUCCACCCCUUGAGUGGCACGAAGUAUUGAAACUUCCUACGUUAUCUAGCGCAGAGACCUGUGAAACAGCAGCUGCCGAAACAGCUAACAUCACGAAGAAGUUCCUCGACUAUUCUUCUCCGCAGAGCAUUGUAGAUAGUCAGUUUGCAUUUUGUGUCUUCGUGAGCGCCCGGGUACUUCUUGUACACUGGCGUUAUUACAAAACCGACCUUAGCCCGGACUUUUGGACUUUGAUGGAAGCGCUCGAUGUAAUGUCUGUUCGCUGGUCCGUUCAACGUGAAGAACAAAAUGCUCCCUAUCGCAAAAACGCGGCGGCAAAGUAUUUUAGUCAGCUCAAUGUCAUAUACGGUCGAUGUCAGAACGACGAAUCAUUUAAGCUAGAUGUUCUAGGUUAUCCGAAUGAAAUUGAAUGGGCAGGUCAGCUUUUCUCUGCGCUCAAGGAUGGUGAUUGA